Molecule: messenger RNA, 1010 nt
Organism: Peromyscus eremicus (cactus mouse)
Lineage: Eukaryota; Metazoa; Chordata; Mammalia; Rodentia; Cricetidae
Gene: Clpp
Product: caseinolytic mitochondrial matrix peptidase proteolytic subunit
Exons: 6
Coding region: 39-857 (272 amino acids)
Biological process (GO): protein quality control for misfolded or incompletely synthesized proteins
Cellular component (GO): endopeptidase Clp complex
Molecular function (GO): serine-type endopeptidase activity; ATPase binding; ATP-dependent peptidase activity
Source: RefSeq, a predicted model, not a curated record
GUUGUAGUUCCGGAAGCCAAGUCGGGGCGCGCGGCGGCAUGUGGCCCCGAGUGCUGCUGGGGGAGGCCCGGGUGGCUGCGGGCGGAUAUGGUGCUGUCUUGUCUCGCUUUGCCGUGCGUUUCUCCCCGCCAUGUACUGCUGGGAGCGGCUCACCCCUGCAGAGGAGCCUGCAUGGGACUGCUACGCGAGCUUUCCCGCUCAUCCCUAUAGUUGUGGAACAGACGGGGCGAGGCGAGCGCGCUUAUGACAUAUACUCGAGGCUCUUGCGGGAACGCAUCGUGUGCGUCAUGGGCCCGAUUGAUGACAGUGUCGCCAGCCUGGUCAUCGCCCAGCUGCUGUUCUUACAGUCUGAAAGCAACAAGAAACCCAUUCACAUGUACAUCAACAGCCCAGGUGGCGUGGUGACUGCGGGCCUGGCCAUCUACGACACAAUGCAGUAUAUUCUGAACCCCAUCUGCACGUGGUGUGUUGGACAGGCUGCCAGCAUGGGCUCCCUGCUGCUUGCCGCUGGCAGCCCGGGCAUGCGCCACUCGCUGCCCAAUUCCAGAAUCAUGAUCCACCAGCCCUCCGGAGGGGCCAGGGGCCAAGCCACAGACAUCGCCAUCCAGGCAGAGGAGAUCAUGAAGCUGAAAAAGCAGCUAUAUAAUAUCUACGCCAAACACACCAAGCAGAGCCUGCAGGUGAUCGAGUCGGCCAUGGAGAGGGACCGCUACAUGAGCCCCAUGGAGGCCCAGGAGUUUGGCAUCUUGGACAAGGUCCUGGUCCACCCACCUCAGGACGGGGAAGAUGAGCCGGAACUGGUACAGAAGGAGACUCCUACAGCACCGGCCGAUCCUCCUGCCCCGGCGAGUACCUAGGGCCUGACCUCAUCUCCAGAAGUGUGGAGACCCAGGACUGCCCACACUUCCUCUGCCGAGCCCAGAGGUAUCCCUGGAGAAGAUGUGGAUUGAGGCUGCCCUCCUGCCUGAGACACUGUGACUUUAAAUUAAACCUUUAUGGUCUUUGUCCCA